Molecule: messenger RNA, 1503 nt
Organism: Carcharodon carcharias (great white shark)
Lineage: Eukaryota; Metazoa; Chordata; Chondrichthyes; Lamniformes; Lamnidae
Gene: pmt
Product: phosphoethanolamine methyltransferase
Exons: 10
Molecular function (GO): S-adenosylmethionine-dependent methyltransferase activity
Source: RefSeq, a predicted model, not a curated record
GAGGUUCACCGGUCACCUUGCGAGAAUGGCCGACCAUGUCACAGCGGUGGACUUCAUGGAGAAAUUUGUGGCAAAGAACCGUGAGCUGAACAGCGAGCAUAGAAACAUCAGCUUUCUGCAGGCCGACAUCACUCUGCUGGAGUUACCAGGAAACAGCUUUGACCUCAUCUUCUCCAACUGGCUCCUGAUGUACCUGACGGAUGAGGAACUGAUGCAUGUGACCCAGCGCCUCCUGUCUUGGCUCCGGCCUGGUGGCUACUUGUUCUUCAGGGAAUCCUGUUUCUAUCAGUCGGGUAACCUGCGGAGGAACUUCAACCCAACGGUUUACCGGUUGCCGGCCGAUUAUAACCACAUCCUGACGUCCGGCAUUGACGGGCCCGAGAAAGAGGGUGGCCGGCUGUGGGGAUUCGAGAUUGUCAUGAGCAAGUCCGUGCAGGCCUACAUCAAGUUAAAGCAGAACCAGAACCAAGUCUGCUGGCUCCUCCAGAAGGUGACCCGCAACCCGUCCGCCAACCAGGGCUACGGAACCUUCCAGCAAUUCCUGGACAGUAAGCAGUAUUCCCGGAGCAGCAUCCUGCGCUACGAGAAGAUUUUUGGGCACGGAUUCGUCAGCAGCGGGGGACUCCACACCACUCAGGAGUUUGUCCAGAUGUUGAACUUGGUACGCGGGCAGUCAGUGCUGGAUGUUGGCUGUGGUAUCGGAGGUGGAGACUUCUACAUGGCGAAGAAUUACGGUGUCGAGGUUCUCGGAAUGGAUUUAUCCUCCAAUAUGGUGGAGAUUGCGAUGGAGAGAGCAGUGACAGAGAACACCCCGCUGGUGCAGUUCGAGAUCGGGGAUGCCACAAAGAGAGUCUUUGGGGAGAAGUUGUUUGAUGUCAUCUACAGCCGGGACACCAUUCUGCACAUCGCUGACAAGGAGGAUCUGUUCAAGAAGUUCUACACCUGGUUGAAACCAGGAGGCAAGCUGCUGAUAACCGAUUACUGCUGUGGUGAAUCUCCCUGGUCAACUCACUUCGAGGAGUAUGUCAGACAGCGAGGCUACAUCCUCUACACAGUCCAGAAAUACGGAAAGUUGCUCCAGGAUUUGGGAUUUGUCAGUGUGCGGGCGGAGGACCGGACCCAGCAGUUUGUGGAGAUCCUGAAAGUCGAGCUCCAGAGGAUGGACAGCAUCCGGGAAGCAUUUCUACAGGAGUUCUCGGAAGACGAUUACCAUUACAUUGUAGAUGGCUGGAAGGAGAAGAUGUCUCGGAGUGAGCUGGGGGAUCAGCGCUGGGGCCUUUUCUAUGCGGAGAAACCUGGGGAGGACUGGAGCACCAACGCGUCCGGAGAUGGCCCCGGGUUCGAAUCCUGUGCGAAGGAGAAAAACUGAGUGAUAGAUUAACGGGGAGGGUGUGGUGACAAGGUUGCAUUUUCCCAGCUAUUCAAUCUGAACUUACACCAACUGAACCAGUACAGGCUCAAUGGGCUGAAUGGCCUCCUUCUCUCUCUAUCAGCUUUGGACUC